Messenger RNA from Equus quagga, 3694 nucleotides. RefSeq names its product UPF3A regulator of nonsense mediated mRNA decay (gene UPF3A). NCBI's taxonomy places the organism in Eukaryota, Metazoa, Chordata, Mammalia, Perissodactyla, Equidae. The record is from RefSeq and is a predicted model, not a curated record. Gene Ontology annotation, cellular component: nucleolus; cytoplasm. Gene Ontology annotation, biological process: nuclear-transcribed mRNA catabolic process, nonsense-mediated decay; positive regulation of translation. The coding region runs from base 19 to 1428 and encodes 469 amino acids. Gene Ontology annotation, molecular function: telomeric repeat DNA binding. The transcript is spliced from 10 exons.
CUCGGCAGCGGCUGCGGGAUGCGCUCGGAGAAGGAGGCGGCCAGAGGCCCCGGGGCGGCUCUUGCUGCGCGGGGCCCGAGCGGGCGGGAGAAGCCGUCGGCCAUGGAAGUCCAGUUCCGCCGGGAGUCACCGCCUACCACGUCCUCCGGCUGUGGGGGUGGCGCAGACAAACCUCGCGAGGAGAAGAGGACGGUCCUGAGCAAGGUGGUCAUCCGCCGGCUUCCUCCCAGCCUCACGAAGGAGCAGCUGGAAGAACAGCUGCACCCACUGCCUGCGCACGACUACUUUGAGUUCUUUACUGCCGAUCUCAGUCUUUUUCCUCAUCUCUACUCAAGAGCAUACAUUAAUUUUAGAAAUCCUGAGGACAUCCUUCUUUUUAGAGAUCGUUUUGAUGGAUAUAUCUUCAUUGACAGUAAAGGCCUAGAAUAUCCUGCAGUGGUAGAGUUUGCUCCAUUCCAGAAGAUCGCCAAAAAGAAGCUAAAGAAGAAAGAUGCCAAAACCGGAAGCAUUGAAGACGAUGCAGAAUACAAGAAGUUCUUAGAAGCUUACUGUGUGGAGGAGGAGAAAGCCGCUGCCAGUCCUGAGACUCUUCUGGGGGACAUAGAGGCAAAGACAAGAGAACUUAUUGCCAGAAGAACCACGCCUCUUUUGGAAUAUAUUAAGAACAGGAAGUUAGAGAAGCAGAGAAUUCGAGAGGAGAAGCGGGAAGAACGAAGGAGGAGGGAGCUGGAAAAGAAACGCCUGCGGGAAGAAGAAAAGAGAAAAAGAAGAGAGGAGGAAAGAUGUAAGAGAAAAGAGGCUGACAAGCAAGAGCGAGCGGCAGAGAGAGAAGUGAGGAUUAAGCUGCUUAAGAAACCAGAAAAGGGAGACGAAUCAACCACUGAGAAACCAAAAGAAAGAGGAGAAGAAGUCGAUGUUGGAGAUGGAAGACAGGAGCCCUGUCCCAGCUGUGCCGUCAUGAGGCCCAGGCCCCCAGAGAGCUUGUGGGAGGAGCCCAGGGACAAGUCACAAAAUGACAGUGAUAAAGAGCAGAGGGAUGUGGAGAGAAGAUUUCGAGAAAAAGAACUUGAAACACAAAGAUACCACUUGGAUGAGAGCAGAAAGCACAGAGCUCACUAUGAGUUUGAGCCGAAAUGGGGGAAAGGAUUCACCCCAGACAGAGGGAAGAAAGGGAGCCAGGACGACGGGGUCCCUGUGGAGGCCACAGAGAGACCAGCGGGGGAGCAGAGGAGCGCGGGCGGCCCCAUGCCCAGGAAGGAGCGCAUGGGAAACAAGGACCGGCCAUCCUUGCAGCUCUACCAGCCGGGCACUCGCAGCCGAGCACGCGAAUGUGGCGGAAGACCCUCUGAGGAGGGCCGUGCCGGGAGGAGGGGCGAGGCCGAGGAUUCCGCAGGGGCUGGUGCCAAGAGGAGCGAAGAGGCAGAGUGAGUGGACGCGCACACGUUUGUGACACAGUGAGCUUCCAUUCGACAUUCUGUGGAUUUGAAAAGGCAUCCGGAAAUAUAUAGAUUAGCCUGGAAUAUAACAUGCAAGUACAUUACUUCUUACAAAGAAACUAGGAACAGGAACUAUAAAAGUGGCAUAGAAACAUCUAGAAACCAUUCUUUAGAAAGGAGCAAUCUUUUUAAAAAUUGAACCAAGUUUUCAUAGAUUUUACCAUUUCUAAUACAAACUAGUAAAUAUCAUUUAGCCAAAACAGAAGAUAAUGUCUUUUGGAAAGUAAAGUGUGAUCAGAGCUGGGGAGGAGACGAGCCUCGUGUGAGUUCCAAGCACUCGACGUGUGUUAGGAAUAGCUCAUACUGAGUUUGACGUGUUUGUGAGCAGGUGGUCUGUGGGGAUCUGUGUCCUUGUGCCUCUUGCUGGUUUUCCACGAGCUGUGGUUUCUGGGAAGUGAGCAUCUCUCAUUCCCUCCCAGCCUUUGUAAUUGAGCCCUUUCUGCAGCUUCUGUCACUAGCGGCUGGAGUCCCUCUGAUAGGAACCCUGAGACCAGCUUCAGUUGUUAUGUUACAGCCUUUUAACAAUGUGGCCACUGACUUGAUGAAAACAGUGUCACAGUCUUUUCAUGGAUGUUCUCGUGGUUUGUAACCAUUAUGCUCUGAAGAUUGCUGAGAACAUAAACAGCAUUAUUUGGGACAGGGAUAACUUCGAUGGGGCAUCGAGGGUUUUUCUUUUUGCAGUCUGAGGCAGUUUUGUUUUAAAAUGAGUUAAUGUAGCUUUCUGCAACUAUGCAUCCUACAGUAUUUUUUUCUUUUAGUGAAAUUUUUAAAUGUUAAUGUAUUUUUGGCACUAUGCUUUAAACCAUUUAUUGAAUAAAAAUUUUAGUUGAUAUGAAUAUAAUGUCCAGUUAUGGUACUUUUCCAACAUAGAAUUUUAGAUAAUAAAAUAUUGCUUUUUAAAAUGUAGCUUUAGUUAUCUGAAUAUUUGGCUGAUUAUAUCUAUUCCUUAUUAAAUAUGAAAUGUUUAUCACAAAACUAAGAAUUACUCAUUUAUCAUUAAAAUUCAUCUGUGACUGUUGGAUGUACAGUCAGUUUAAUGGCAUUGCUGUGCCCUCGCUCUUGACUCCUGAGCACCAAGAACUUGGUGGGGGAGGGGAGGGAAGGACUUGCUGUGGAUUCAGUGAGGUCCGUGUGAUCCAGUGGUGCCAGCCCUGGCUGAAGUGGGCUAGAUAGUAAAUAUUUUAGACAUUGCAGGCUCCAUGGUCUCUGUCAUAACUCCUGAACUCUGCCGUUGCCGGGAGGAAGCAGCCUUGGACAGUGUGUCAGUGAAUGCCAGGGCUGCGUUCCAGUAGAACUUUACUUAUGGAAACAGGCAGCAGGCCAUGUUCGGCCUGCGGACCACUGUUUGCUGACCCCUGCUCAGAGGAUGGAUCAGAUUGGAGCUCCUGAACCAUCAGCUGCUGUGGUCCUCACUGCUCGUUUUGGCUUUGAUCUGGAGACUUCCAGACUGAAGAGUCUGGGACGUAGUAAAUCUCAUUUCUAAGCCCCCAUCUUAGUUCUCUUGGUUUGUUGGCUUGUUUGUAUUGGUGAUCAAAGACCUGGGGUGUUGAGUGCUCAUUUUCAAAAUUUGUGGUUUAAAACAAUGGUUCUCAUACUUUUUAGUCUCAGGAACUCUUUACAUUCUUAAAAAUUAUUGACAACCCCAAAGAACCUUUAUCAACUAGGUUAUAUCUAUUGAUGUUUACCAUAUUCAGAAUUAAAACAGAAAUGUUUAAAGCACAAGAAUACAUAAAGAUGUGCUGCAUUUAGCUGUCAGAGCAAUAACGUCACCACACGUCAUGUAGCGUCUGGAAAACCCUGCUGUGGGCCUGUGAGGGAGCAGCGUGAAAGGCACGUCGUGUCCCAGUCUUAGCAUAGAAGUCGUCACACCCGCGAGAGAGACCGUGAGGGUGAGGUGGGAUCCCCGGAACUUCCUCCUGCCUCGGACACGCCCAGCGUCCAGCCACACACAGAGGAGGUCCCUCGGAGAAAAAUCCAGAAACGAGCCGAGUGACUCCCACAUGUCAGGCGGAUGAGGAGACGCCACAUCGAAGCAGGUGGGAGAGGCUGGGGCACUCUCGCAGAUUUGCUUCUAUUCUGUUCUAUCUUUAAAAUUAAGGACAUGUCAGACUAAAGUGAAUUAAGUAGGUACUUGAGCUAUUUGAUCUGUGUUAAUAGAUUAAUAGCAAAAAAGAAAAAGGAAAAUGAGAGAAAAAAGU